AUGGCAAUCAACCACAUCUCGUCUGGUGAGAUCAUCAAGCCAACACUCUUCCUAGAGAAGAAACUUAGACCUCAGCUGAAACAAUUCCUGGACAGACUUUCCGGUUUCGUCAAGUCCGUGGACGUUUCGAAGCUGCGCAAGCCCUUGCGCUGCUUAGAUUUCGGUUGUGGGCCAUCAGUGUGGAGUGCGUUGUGCUUAGCGAGAAUAGCGGAUGAAAUCGUUUUCGCGGAGUACGUCACAUCCAACCGUAAAGAAGUUUACAAAUGGUUGAAACACGAAAAAGGAUGCCGGGAUUGGAGUGUCGCCUCGAGUCUCGUCGGCGACUUGGAGAAAAUCCCCACGCGUCAAGUUGAGGAGAGACUCCGGAAGAAGUCUUGCUCGGUCGUUCCAUGCGACAUUCACGCCCAGAGCAUAAUACAGAGACCCAGAAAGGGAUCACAGAGCCUAUGCUUCUACUCCGGACCCGACGACCUCUCGAAGAACAAUGACGACCUACAGACGCCGUCUAAUGCGAAUUCAUCGCGACAUACUCCGAGUCAUCAUUCGGCCGAAUUUCCCCCCGGAGGAUAUGAAGAAGACCUUUUCGAUAUCGUUCUGAGUAGUUGCUGCUUGGAAUGCGCUUGUUUCGACGAGUUGUGCUACAAAAAAUCUGUGAGGAGAUUGGCGGAGCGGACCGCUUGGGGAGGCUAUCUGGUGCUCGUGGGAGUGAUGGAGUGCCCGCGUUGUGGACCGGGUCGAAGUUUUCCAAGGCUCUCCCUCACCCCGGACAUUAUCAAACAAGCCGUUGUAUCGGCGAAUUGUGUGGUUGAAUCUUUCGAAACCUUUUUCGUCAGUGCUGAGCGAAUCAAAAACGUUGGUCUGAUUCUCUCAAAGUACAUCAACACCCCGUUCCAUGAUGUUGUGCGCCGAGAACCGAUCACCACGGUCGACACGUCGAUCUACAUCCGGGACUCACGGCGCAACCGAACUUCUCGCGACAAGCAUUUGGACGAGCUCAUCCAAUGGGCAAAAGCGAAUCGAGAAAAGCUAUCCGCCGAAGGAUCUGAGCCCACAACAAAAACUCCUGCGAUUUCGGCAGAUUCGGAGCACAGCGACACGGUCACUUCGGAGAGCGCAACCUCCACUCCGACGGAAGACACUGAUUGCGAGGACGAUUCCGAUGGCCGCCAAGUGGAGCCCUCCGAUGGAAACACCUCCCGCAGCGGAUCGGAGUGCGAUAACGACGAAGAAGACGAAUCGACGACGGACAUCCCGGAAGGGAGCGGAGAAAUCCCUGCCACGACUCCGAAUUUCGAGUCUGAGAACGACAUAGUCACCGAGCCGGACGAAGACGAAGAAGAACCGGACUCCACGGAGCUUUUCGACGUGAUUAACGAAGACGAGUAUGAUCCCGAGUACGACAAAGAACCUCCGAAGCCGUUGUCAAGCAACGAAAUCGAAACGAAGAGGUAG
Molecule: messenger RNA, 1452 nt
Organism: Galendromus occidentalis (western predatory mite)
Lineage: Eukaryota; Metazoa; Arthropoda; Arachnida; Mesostigmata; Phytoseiidae
Exons: 2
Coding region: 1-1452 (483 amino acids)
Source: RefSeq, a predicted model, not a curated record